Penaeus indicus is the source of this 3695-nucleotide messenger RNA. Its product is annotated as filamin-A-like. The transcript is spliced from 23 exons. The annotation marks the transcript as partial. Gene Ontology annotation, molecular function: actin filament binding. Gene Ontology annotation, biological process: actin cytoskeleton organization. NCBI's taxonomy places the organism in Eukaryota, Metazoa, Arthropoda, Malacostraca, Decapoda, Penaeidae. The record is from RefSeq and is a predicted model, not a curated record.
AUUCAACGGACAUCGUCGACUGCAAGCUGAAGUUGAUUCUGGGCUUGAUAUGGACGCUCAUCUUGCAUUACUCGAUCUCCAUGCCCAUGUGGGAGGGCGAGGACCAAGUCGCGCCCGGGGAGAAAGGGCCCACGCCAAAACAGAGACUGCUUCACUGGAUCCAGAGCAAACUGCCCGACCUCCCCAUCACCAAUUUCACAAACGACUGGAACGAUGGCCGUGCUGUUGGUGCUCUUGUAGAUUCCGUGGCUGCCGGUCUGUGCCCUGAUUGGCCAGACUGGGUGCCCGGAGAUGCCCUGAAGAAUGCUACUGAAGCAAUGACCCUCGCCGAUGAUUGGCUGGGCGUUCCUCAGCUGAUCACACCAGAGGAGAUGGUCAACCCCAACUGUGAUGAACUUUCCAUGAUGACCUACCUUUCCCAGUAUCCCAACUCGAAGCUCAAGUCAGGGGCGCCUCUUCGCCCUCGGACAAACCCCGGCCGGGUAAGGUGCUAUGGUCCCGGUGUCGAGCCCACAGGACCUGUGGUUGGAGCGCCCACACACUUCACCAUCGAGACCUUCAGCGCGGGCAAGGGGAAGGUGGAGGCCCUGCUGCACAAGCCCGAUGGACAGGUGGAGAACCUGGAGUGCAAGUUCAACAAUGAUCGUAAUCUGACAUACACUUGCACGUACACUCCAAGCUGCGAGGGAGAUUAUGUUGUGAUUGUGAAGUUCAGUGGGCGUGAAAUCCCCAAGUCUCCAUUCCGUGUGAACGUCUCAGGCUUUGCCGGAGACCCAACCAAGGUGACAGCCUCAGGACCAGGUCUUGAGCCUGAGGGAGUCGUCAUCAACAAGCCAACUUACUUUGAUGUAUUCACAAAGGGUGCAGGUCGUGGUACUCCGUCAGUCAUCGUUCUGGACCCCGAUGGCUUCAAGAACACGGUGCUUGUAAAGACUCGACAGGUCAGCGAGGACGUGUACCGCUCCGAGUACGUGGCCACGAGCAUCGGCCUACAUUCCAUCAACAUCUUCUUUGCUGGACAAUCCAUUCCAGGCAGUCCCUUCGGUGUUAAGGUGUCCCCAGUGUGUGAUGCCCGCAAGGUGAGAGCCUCCGGGCGAGGUCUUCAGCAGAAUGGCGUGAGAGUCAAGGACGAGGCCGACUUUAAGGUUUACACUGAAGGGGCCGGGGAAGGGAAUGUCGAAGUCAGGGUUAUCGGGCCAGGGGGCAAGGAAGAGUCAGUCCGGAUGAAACAGAUUGACGAAUAUACUUUCGAGUAUGUCUACCACCCAUGGAAGGAAGGGCGGUACAUCGUCAUGGUCACGUAUGGUGGUCAGGAGAUCCCUAAGAGUCCAUUUGAAGUAAAUGUAGGACCUUACAAGGAGACCAAAAUCAGGGCUUAUGGUCCUGGCCUGAAAGGAGGUGUUGUAGAGUAUCCUGCCCUCUUUACUGUGGAGACAAAUGGAGAAACUGGUGCUUUAGGUUUCAGUAUAGAGGGACCAUCACAGGCCAGGAUUGAAUGUAAUGACAAUGGUGAUGGAUCGGCUGACGUGCGUUACUUCCCCACGGCCCCUGGCGAGUAUGCUCUCCACAUCCUCUGCAACAACAAAGAUGUUCCUGGAUCUCCGUACAUUGCUCAAAUUCUUCCUAAGACGGAUUAUUACCCCGAGAAGGUGAAAUGCAAGGGCCCAGGCCUGGAGAAGAAUGGCGUGGUCUCUGGCAAGCCUGCAGACUUCCACGUAGACACAAGAGCAGCCGGUGAGGCUCCGCUAGAUGUCACAGUCAUGGAUGCAAACUACCAGCCGGUGAAGUUGGAUGCUAAGGAUAACAAGAACGGAACCUAUGACUUCUCUUACAAACCUACUCGAGGGAACAAGCAUACAGUUCAGGUGGCCUAUGGAGGAGUUGCCUGCGAGAAUUCCCCCUACAGGGUGUUUGUGUCUGAACCCACUGAUCCCGGAGCAGUCAAGGUCUUCGGACCUGGUGUGGAGCGUGGCGUCAGAUCCAACACACCCACACAUUUCAACAUUGACUGUCGUGAAGCUGGACCAGGAGAUGUCCAGAUAGCCCUGACCAACGCCCAGGGCCAAGACAUCCCCAUCGACAUCCAAGACAACGGUGAUGGGACCUUCACCGUCGAGUACCUUGCUCCCUCACCAGGGGAUCACCGCGUCACCGUCCUGUACGCAGGGGCCGAGAUCCCACAGUCCCCCAUUGUGGUUCCCGUGCAGUCCCACGUGGACGUUACAAAGGUCAAGGUGGAUGGAUUGGAGCCCAGCGUGUUCGUGGACUCCCCGACCGACUUCGUUGUGGACACCAGGGCCCUCGCCAACCUGAAGAAGGACACGAAGGGCGGCGUAGACGUGAAGGACGGCAGAGGGGACGGCAAGGUCAUGUGCAUCAUCACCAACCCCUCAGGAACGCGCACGGAUUCCUUCCUCAGGCCUCUCACCGAUGGGACAUACAAGAUAUCCUACACGCCGUUCGAAGAAGGUCGCCACACUAUCGAUCUCCUUUAUGAUGGAGUGCCAGUGCCAGGGUCACCCUUCACAGUCAAUGUGCGCCGUGGGUGCGACCCCAACAAGUGCCAUGCUUUUGGCCCGGGUCUCGAUCGUGGCUUUGUGAACGAGGUCAACACGUUCACAGUUGAAACAAAAGGUGCUGGAACAGGUGGUUUGGGCCUAGCCAUUGAGGGACCAUCCGAGGCCAAGAUGACAUGCAAGGACAACCGCGAUGGUUCCUGCACCGUUGAGUACAUCCCCUUGGAGGCUGGGGACUAUGAUGUUUCCAUUAAGUUUGCUGACCAGCACAUUCCAGGAUCUCCAUUCAAAGUGGGAGUGGACCAGAAUGUAGACGCAUCCCAGGUCAACGUUUGGGGUUCGGGGCUGGAGCCAGGCAAGGUGCGUGCUGGCGUGCCUCUCACCUUCCACGUCGACGGUUCCAAGUCUGGAAAGGCUCCUCUGGGGGUCAACAUCAAGACAGAUAAAGGACCACUGCCCAAGUCUCCCGAAAUCCGAGACAAUGGUGACGGCACCUACGACAUUACCUACGUGCCUCAUACAGAAGGAACCAUGCAGACAGCAGACAUCACAUGGGGAGGAAAGCCUGUCCCUGGAAGCCCCUUCCGCACCCGCGUCCGCCCGCAAGUCGAGCCUAACCGCGUGAAGGUGGGCGGCGCGGGCGUGUCCACCAAGGGCAUCCCCGCCUCCCUGCCCACGGAGCUCUCCAUCGACACCAACGACGCUGGCCACGGCGACCUGCAGGUGGCGGUCACGGGCCCAGACGGCCACCCGCGCAAGGUGAAGGUGGUGGACAACGGCGACGGCACCUACACCGCCUCCUACGUGCCCGACGACUGCGGAAAGUACAAGGUCUCAGUCAAGUACGCGGAUCAGGAGGUCGGACACUCGCCGUUCCCCGUGCAGGCCUACGCGACCGGAAAGGCUGACAAGUGCAAGAUAACCGAGGGCAUAAACCACUCGUUAACGAUAGGCGAAGAGUACUGCAUCACUGUCAAUGCCAAGAACGCAGGCACAGGGGCCGUAACGUGCAGGAUACGAUCAACUUCUGGCAGUGACCUCGACAUCGAUAUAGAGGACAAUGGAGACGGCACCUUCAGCAUUUACUAUACCGUGAAGGACGCUGGAGAGUACACGCUUUCCGUCAAGUUUGGGGGACAACCCGUUCCCGAUGGUUUCUACUCGUUCACGGUGAGUACU